Messenger RNA from Fonsecaea nubica, 1170 nucleotides. RefSeq lists its product as hypothetical. The record is from RefSeq and is a predicted model, not a curated record. Lineage: Eukaryota; Fungi; Ascomycota; Eurotiomycetes; Chaetothyriales; Herpotrichiellaceae. The transcript has 3 exons. The coding region runs from base 1 to 1170 and encodes 389 amino acids.
AUGGCUUCCCGCAAUAACCACGCCCUGAUCUUCGGCGCUUCCGGCGUCUCUGGCUGGGCCGUCGUGGACAAGUUGUUAAAGGAGUAUCCAAAGGCAGGAACUUGGAGCAAAGUCACCGCCUUGACGAACAGGCCUCUGGACAUCGAGACUUCGCUGUGGCCAAAAACAGAUAGACUCCAGAUUGUCUCCGGAAUCAAUAUACUGAAAGGGGAACAGAAAACGCUUGAGGAUACUAUCAAAAGCAAGAUUCCAGGCAUCGAGACGGUCACACAUGUUUUCUAUUAUGCCUACAAAGCGAAUCCCAACUUUGAGCAAGAGAAGAAAGAUGCAGUGGACAUGCUCGCUCGGUCGAUCACCGCUGUUGAUCGACUCUCUCCGAAGCUAGAAUUUGUCGCCUUCCAAACGGGUGCCAAGAUGUACGGAUUUCUUCUUCAAGAGGACCACUACUUUCCUGUCCCCCUCAAGGAGUCCCUCCCCCGACUCAAGCCACCCUAUAGUGACCAGCUCUUUUACCACGCUCAGCUCGACUGGUUGGGUGAUUACGCCAAAGGGAAAUCAUGGACGUGGUGCGAAACACGACCCGACAUCAUUAUUGGAUUCGCACCGAACCACUCGGCGUACUCGUUGGGAGCAUCCCUGGGCAUCUACUUUUCGCUCUGGAGAGAAAUCAAUGGAGCCGGCAGCGUUGUCCCAUUCCCUGGAACCGUCAAAAGCUGGAAAGCCAAGCACAACGAGGCUGGUAGCGACAUGAUCGCGAAGCAGACCAUUUUCCUUUCUCUACAUCCAGAAGUGAGCGGCAACGGAGAGGCGUUCAACGUGGCAUCGUCUCCCGAGCCCGAGACUUGGGAAGAAAAAUGGCCACAGCUGUGCGGAUAUUUCGGCCUGAAAUCCGCGCCUCCGAACAGUGACUCCAAGGAAGUUCGAGCAUACAUCAAUGACAACCUAACCCAGUGGAAAGCUUUGGAAGAGAAACACAAUCUUCGCAGGGAUAUUGCUCAGUCGGGCAUCACGAUGCCAGGAUUCGAAAUCCUCCACCUGACCCUGGCUGAUUUCGAUCGACAAUACGACCUCUCCAAAAUCCAGAAAGCGGGAUUUAACGAAAAGAGUUCCAUCAUGGAGACUUGGGGUGAGACAUUUGAUCGGAUGAGGAAGGCAAAAAUGAUUCCAUAG